CACAACGUUAGGAAAGAGAAGAAGUAGAAGGCUAUUUUUUUUUUAAACAUCCUGAUUGUUUGGAAUACCUGUUCGGGAAACACACACACACACACACACACACACACACACACACACUGAUGCUCCUGCUUUAUGGACCAUCUCCACCUCCAGCUCUGCACACAGAAGACCGACCUCUCCGACCAGACAUGCAAUUCUACUACGUGGGGGACCACACCUGGGCGACCAUGCUGGGUCAGAACGUGCGGUUGCAGCCGGUUCCGAUCCAGAGCCUGUCGGAGCUGGAGCGGGCCCGGCUGCAGGAAGUGGCGCUGUACCACCUGGAGGAGCGAGACCUGGACUUCAAGAUCAGCAUCCCGAGAGAAAUACACAAACGGAGAAAAUCCCUACGCAGGAAGUUCGACUCCUUCUCGAAGGAAAAGAAAGAGCGAGAAUCGGCCCCCAAGGCGUUCGGCAUCCCGCUCUCCCAGGUCAUCGCCAACGACCGGGCCUACAAGCUGCGGCAGGAGGCCCUGAAGGAGAGCCGGCGGGACUGCCUGGACCUGGAGGCCAGCGUGCUGCUCUUCAGGGCCGAGAAGAGGCACUUCUUCAACGGCUCCUCCUCCAUCGCGGCUCCGGCGCCCUUUUCUGAGACCCAGAGCAAACCGCUGUCGCCCACGUUUCUGGACAACUCGGGACGAGGACAGAGGAGGGGCGGUCUGUCGGUGGACUCCAUCUCCGACCUCGUGGAGAGUCAGUCUCGCCUGCUGGAGGCGCUGCAGCUCUCUCACCCGGCCGAGCUGGAGCUGAUGAAGACGCCGGGCGGCGGCGGCUCGUCUGAGGGGCGGGGCCAGACCAAGCUGAGCCUGAACCCCGUCUACAAGCAGGUGCCCCGCGUGCUGGAGCGCUGCUGCAGUCACAUCGAGUCCUACGGUCUGCAGACGGUGGGCAUUUUCCGAGUCGGUAGCUCUAAGAAGAGAGUGAGACAGCUGCAGGAGGAAUUCGACAGAGGAGCCGACGUCCAGCUGGACGAGGAGCACGGCGUCCACGACGUGGCGGCGCUGCUCAAAGAGUUCCUACGAGAGAUCCCAGACCCCCUGCUGCCCAGAGACAUGUACACGGCCUUCCUGCACGCCAACGCCCUCAGAGGAGCAGACCAGCUCCUCUACCUGCAGCACCUCCUCUACCUGCUGCCUCCCUGUAACUGUGACACGCUGCUGCGCCUCCUCAGCCUGCUGCACACGGUGCAGAGCUUCUCCCAGGACAGCGUGAGCCCCAACCAGGAGGAGAUCACCGGGAACAAGAUGACGGCCGCCAACCUCGCGGUGAUCUUCGGGCCCAACCUGCUGCAGCGGGAGCGCGCAGGGGACGCGAGCGUGCACGCGAUGGGCAUCGAGGACAGCACGGCGGUCAUCAACACGACGCUCGUGCUCGUGCAGAACCACCAGCGGCUCUUCACGGUGUCUGCGGAGCUGCAGCAGGAGGUUCUGAUGAGUCUGAUCCAGACCGACCCGGACAUCAUCGACUACCUGCUGCGCAGGAAGUUCAGCGGCAGCCACGUGACCCCGGAGGGCGGCGACGGCGGGGAGCCGGCGGCCCGCCGGGACACGGGGGCGUCCCUGGACUCCGCGGGGGCCUCCAGCGGGAGCCUGACCCCCCUGGAGCCGCCGGCCCCCCUGUUCGCGCCCGCCGGCCCCGGCGGGGAGGGCGGCCUCAGCAGCGAGGUGUUCCUCCACGUCCUCAGGCUCAACCGGAACCGACCGGAAAACAGACUCGGUGAGGCGCCUGCUGGUAAAUCCAUCCGCCACAUGCGGCAGUUCCACUCGCACCACAACCUGCUCAGCCUGGCCCGGGACCCCGAGGCCCGGGACCCUGAGGCCCGGGACCGGCGGGCGGCGCCGGGCGGCGGCGUGUGGGUGAGGCGGCCGGCGCCCGACGACGGGAAGCCGGCGCCGCCCGCCGCCGCCAACUUCUGGGACUUUUUCACAGGAAGAGGAUCAGGGUCAGAAACCAUGGUCUGAUGGGGGGGGAGUGUGUGUGUGUGAGUGUGUUUGAGUGUGUGUGUGUGUGUGUGUCUGAGUGUGUGUGUAUGUGUGUGUGUGUGUGUUUUGACUCGAAUCUAAAAGAAUAAAUCAUUUUGUUUAUGAGAUUAAAUGAAAAUGAAUAGUUAUAAUGGAGAUGUUCACAAUGUGUACAUGAUGUGUACAUGGUGUGUACAUGAUGUGUACAUGAUGUCAUUGAACACACCAUACGCAGUAGAAGUCCACCACUCAGCUGGACUCCCUCUCCAGACUCCUGUUGGGGGUUCUGCUGCUUUCCAGUAAUCUACAAUAAACGACACUGUAAAUAUAAUCCAGAGCCCAUCUGUCCCACAUUGAGGUCGGACACCUGAAGGCACCUCAGUGAAAUAAAUAAACAACAUUAGAACCAGAA
Messenger RNA from Pseudoliparis swirei, 2412 nucleotides. It is a transcript of the gene arhgap36, whose product is annotated as Rho GTPase activating protein 36. Lineage: Eukaryota; Metazoa; Chordata; Actinopteri; Perciformes; Liparidae. The transcript is spliced from 12 exons. Gene Ontology annotation, biological process: signal transduction. The coding region runs from base 120 to 2000 and encodes 626 amino acids. The record is from RefSeq and is a predicted model, not a curated record.